Ananas comosus (pineapple) is the source of this 2962-nucleotide messenger RNA. RefSeq lists its product as uncharacterized. Bases 306 to 2729 code for a protein of 807 amino acids. NCBI's taxonomy places the organism in Eukaryota, Viridiplantae, Streptophyta, Magnoliopsida, Poales, Bromeliaceae. The transcript has 2 exons. The record is from RefSeq and is a predicted model, not a curated record.
UAGUAGCCGUGCUCAGAAUACAUAGGAGAGAAGGGGAGAGAGAAGUUAAUAGUUAGCAACACCAUUAAAUAAAUAGCGUCCUCUCCCACUCCCCCUGUCUCUCCUCUAUCCAUAGAUGCACGCUAAGGGCGAGGACUAGCAAAGCGAGGCCCCGGAGAGAGAGAAAAAGGAAAAGAAACUCAGAUAGAAAGAUACCGAGAGAAGAAGAAGAAGAAGAAGAAGAAGAAGAAGAAGAGAAAGGAAACAAAUAAAAACAGCAGGGAAAUCGAAAAAGAAGAAGAAGAGGAAGAAGAAGAGGAGGAGAGAUGGGAACGGGGUGGCGGCGGGCGUUUUGUACCUCGAUCCGCCGAGAUCCCCAGGCGGCGGCGACUGGGACGGAGAAGCGGCCGCAGAGCCCCGGCCCCAGCCCCAGGAGCUGCGCCAAAUUGAGCUUUUUCUCCGGCGGCGGCGUGGGCAGCAAGCCCUCGACGCCGAGUUCGCAGGGCGCGCCCCCCGUGCUUCGGUGCCGCACCAAGUCGGCGACCCCGACGCCUCCCGAUAGCCCCAGGACGCAAUGCGAUGCCACGGCGGCGGCGGCGGUUGAGGCCGACGCGGUGCCUAGCUCGCGCACGCCCCCGGCGUCGUCGAACCCGAAGAAAGGGCCCGUCUCGGCUCUGUUCCAGGCCUCGUCUACGCCCUCGUCUCCGCGAUCUCCUUCUCGGUUCGCGCUUUUUAAGGCCUCCCUCCUCCUCUCGAGGCAGAGUCGAUGCGGCAUAUGCCAGCAGAGCGUGAGGAGCGGCCACGGGAGCACCGCCGUGUUCACCGCCGAAUGCUCCCACGCCUUCCACUUCCCCUGCAUCUCUGCGCACGUGCGGGCCCAAGCCCACGCCCACGCCCACGGCGGAGCUGCCCUCACGUGCCCCGCGUGCUCCGCCGCGUGGCGCCAGGCCCCCCUUCUCGCCUCCCUCGCGAACGCGCAGCAGGAGAGGAAGGCGCCCGAAGAAGCCGCGGCGUCGGACGAGGAGAAUCGGGAGAACCGCCCGAAACCCCCGAAGCGGCGGAGCAGCGGCAGGGACGACGCGGCGGCGGCGGCGGCGGCGGAGAACCGGAAUCAUCAUCCCCCGAACUGCAAGGCCUACGACGACGACGAGCCGCUGCUGCUCUGCAAGGCGAGCAUGAGCCAGGGCGUGCAGUUCAAUCCCAUUCCCGAAGCCGACGAAGACGACGAAAUCGUCGACGAUAGAAUGGACGUGACGGCCGGCGCGGACGAUUUCGCCGCUGUCUUCGCGAACCCGAGACGCGGCAGCGGCGUCGGCGGCGUGGCGGCGAGCGCGGUGCAGGAGGCGGCGCUGGUGUCGUCGGGACGUCGGCACGGGAACUACGUGGUGGCGAUCAAGGUGAGGGCGCCGCCGGUCCGGCUGGACGCCGCGAGGCGGGCGCCGAUCGACCUGGUGACGGUGCUGGACGUGGGGCAGGGGAUGACGGGGGAGAAGCUGCAGAUGCUGAAGCGGGCGAUGCGCCUGGUGGUGGCCUCGCUCGGCCCCGCCGACCGCCUCGCCAUCGUGGCCUUCUCCAGCGGCUUUGCCAAGCGGCUGCUCCCCCUGCGGCGGAUGUCGAGGCAGGGCCAGCGCUCCCACGGCUUCAGCUGCGUCGGCGACGCUUUGAGAAAGGCCACCAAAGUCCUCGAGGACCGCCGCCAGCGCAACCCGGUGGCCACCAUCAUGCUGCUGUCCGACACCCAGCAGCAGCAGCAGCAGCAGCAGGACGCGCCGCAGCCGAGUAAAGGCCACCAGCCGACCCCUCGCUUUGCCCAGUCCUCGGCCGCCAACACGCGGUUCGCCCACCUGGAGAUUCCUAUUCCUAUCGGCGAUGCGCCGGCCCCGCGGUCGCCGCUGAAGCCCAAGGUGGCGGAGGGGCAGUUUCCCGCCGGGCCCCGACUGGAGGACGCCUUCGCCAAGUGCGUCGGCGGGCUCGUCAGCGUAGUCAUGCAGGACGUCCACCUGCAGCUGACCUUUCCGUCCGGGGAGAUCUCGGCAGUCUACUCCUGCGGCGCCGGCCAGCGGGCGGCGGUCUUGGGCGGGGGCAGAGGCGCCGCGGCGGUUGUUCGGCUAGGGGACCUCUACGCCGAGGAGGAGAGGGAGCUUCUCUUGGAGCUGAGGGCCCCGCUCAUCCACCCUUCUCAGCACCACGGCGCCCACUACUUGUCCCUCAAAUGCACCUACAGAGAUCCGGCCUCGAGCGAGUCCGUGUGCGGUGCGGAGCAGCCCCUGCUCUUGCCGCCGCUCCACACCCGCAGCUCCUCAACCCGCCUCCACAACCUCUUCGUUGCGUCCCGCGCCCUGGCCGAGUCGCGGCGGCUCGCCGAACUGAGCGACUCCGCCACGGCGCUCCACCUGAUCUCCUCCGCCCGAUCACUCCUGCUGCAAUCAUCCCCACCGGCACCCGGCGAUCAGGACCUUCUCGGUGCAUUGGAAGCCGAGGCCGCCGAGCUGCAAUGCCGAAGAAGCCAACAGCAGCAGCAGCAGCAGCAGCAGAAUUUUCAACAGCAGUCGAUUUCACCUUCUUUGAGGUCUAGGAGGAGGGAAGUGGCGGCGAGUGCGACGCCAGCAAGUGUAGGGGCAGGGGGGGGAGAGCAGCUGACGCCGACAUCGGCUUGGCGCGCCGCGGAGCAGCUGGCGAAGGUGGCCAUCAUGAGGAAGUCGCUGAACCGGGUCAGCGACCUGCACGGCUUCGAGAACGCCCGGUUCUAGUUCGAAUCAGGACUCAGGUGCAAUGGCGGCCGGUGGCCGAGAAGGAAGAUGCAACGUCUACAAAUGGUCAUAAUUCUUCUAUUACCCUUUUCUUUUUUUACUUUAUUUUUUUCUCUUCUUUUCAUUUUUGUCGUCUAUGAUGAAACAAAGAACCUUUGAAGUUUGCUGCAUAGAAAUGUAGAGAUGUGGUACAUAGGUGCUUGGCCGGAAAUAAAAUUGGUGCGUUAAGUUAA